AUGAAAGGCGAAGGCCGAGGAGGGCGCGCGGUGCCCGACCACCACGGCGAAGUCCAGCUGGCAGUGGACUCUGGCUCUCUGUUCGUCGUCUCCGGCUACGGCGGCAUGUACGGCCACGGCUUCGUCUGCCUCUCCGCUCAUCGUGCCAGCCUGUACCACAAAGGCAAGCGGCGGGUCAGGGCAGAUGCCGACGCGGUCUACGCCGCUGCUGCCGAGCUUAGACGCCAUCCGCCAUGCCUGGACCGGCUGGUGGGGCCGUACGAGGCCGAGCCGGCCGGACAGCCGAACGCCGACGACAUGCUCUCCGUCGCCGUCAAAUACCAGCUGGACGAGCUCAACAACAUCAAGACGUUCACGGUGGCGGUGGGCGUGGACGGCUGCGCGCUGAGGCCGCGCAUGCUGCCGUCGCUGGAGCGGUUCGUGACCCAGCUGCUGGACAUGUUCGACGUGGUGGACUUCCCGGUGGCGGGCUACGACAUGCCGGCCACCGUCACCCAGCUGCACCUGCUGGUCACCAGGUCGGCGCUCGACUAUAGGCCGCUCAAUCUGCCGUACCAGUACCUGGUGACUGUGGACAGCUUUAUCCUGUCGUCGCACCUGGCGGCGGCUACCAGCACCUCGGUGCUACGCUUCAUCCUGGAGGAAGCGGCGCUGCACGUGGCCGACCGAAGCGGCGCGCCGCUGGUGGGCGCGCGCGACUACGUGUGUGUGUUGGAGGCGGGUCUGCUGGAGCUGUCCAUCCGCACCAGUGUGGCGCCGGCCGCCGGCCAGCCGCACCUCGACUGGCGCGUCUCAGCAACAACACCAUCCACGUGCGCACGUGCGCUGACUCCCUGCGCGCUCUGGUGGAGCUGGUGA
Messenger RNA from Pollicipes pollicipes, 858 nucleotides. Its product is annotated as autophagy-related protein 2 homolog A-like. Gene Ontology annotation, biological process: piecemeal microautophagy of the nucleus; glycophagy; autophagy of peroxisome. The transcript has 6 exons. NCBI's taxonomy places the organism in Eukaryota, Metazoa, Arthropoda, Thecostraca, Pollicipedomorpha, Pollicipedidae. The coding region runs from base 1 to 858 and encodes 285 amino acids. The record is from RefSeq and is a predicted model, not a curated record. Gene Ontology annotation, molecular function: protein-membrane adaptor activity; phosphatidylinositol-3-phosphate binding. Gene Ontology annotation, cellular component: phagophore; phagophore assembly site.